Molecule: messenger RNA, 1347 nt
Organism: Leucoraja erinaceus (little skate)
Lineage: Eukaryota; Metazoa; Chordata; Chondrichthyes; Rajiformes; Rajidae
Product: basic proline-rich protein-like
Exons: 3
Source: RefSeq, a predicted model, not a curated record
CCCCCCCUCUCCCCCCCCCCUCCCUCCCUCCCUCCCUCUCUCCCCCCCCCUCUCCCCCCCCCCUAUUCCCCUCCCAUCCCCCCAAAUCUUUGUCACCUCCCCCCCCUCCCCCCCCCCUCUCCCCCCCCCUCUCCCCCCCUCUCCCCCCCCCCCCCUCUCCCUCCCCCCCCCUCUCCCCCCCCUCUCUCCCCCCCCCUCUCUCUCCCCCCCUCUCCCCCCCCCCCUCCUCCCCCCCCCCCCCCCUCUCCCCCCCUCUCUCCCCCCCCCCCUCCCCCCCCUCCCCCCCCCCCCCCCCCCCCCCCCCCCCCCCCCCCCCUCCCCCCCCCCCUCCCCCCCCCCCCCCCCCCCCCUCCCCCCCCCCCCCCUCCCCCCCCCUCUCUCCCCCCCCCCUCUCUCCCCCCCCUCCCCCCCCCCUCUCUCCCCCCCCCUCUCACCCCCUCCUCCCCCCCCCCUCCCCCCCCCCCCCCCCCCCCCCCCCCCCCUCCCCCCCCUCCUCCCCCCUCUCUCCCCCCCCCCUCUCUCCCCCCCUCUCUCCCCCCCCCUCUCUCUCCUCCCCCUCCUCCCCCCCCCCCUCUCUCCCCCCCCCUCUCCCCCCCUCUCUCCCCCCCUCUCCCCCCCCCUCUCUCCCCCCCCUCUCUCUCCCCCCCCUCUCUCCCCCCCCCUCCCCCCCCCUCCCUCUUUCCCCCUCUCCCCCCCCCUCUCUCCCCCCCCCUCUCUCCCCUCCCCCCCUCUCCCCCCCCCCCCUCUCCCCCCCCCCCCUCUCCCCCUCCCCCCCCCCCCCCCCCCCCCCCCCCCCCCCUCCCCCCCCCCCUCUCUCCCCCCCCCCCCCUCUCUCCCCCCCCCCCCUCCCCCCCCCCCCCUCUCCCCCCCCCCCCCCCCCCCCCCCCCCCCCCCCCCCCCCCCCCCCCCCCCCCCCCCUUUCCCCCCCCCCCCCCCCUCCCCCCCCCCCCCCCUCUCCCCCCCCCCCCCCCCCCCCCCCCUCCCCCCCCCCCUCUCCCCCCCCCCCCCCCCUCCCCCCCCCCCCCCCCCCCCCCCCCCCCCCCCCCUCCCCCCCCCCUCUCCCCCCCCCCCUCUCCCCCCCCCCUCUCCCCCCCCCUCCCCCCCCCCCUCUCCCCCCCCCCCCCCCCCCCCCCCCCCCCCCCCCCCCCCCCCCCCCCCCCUCCCCCCCCCCCCUCCCCCCCCCCUCCCCCCCCCCUCCCCUCCCUCCCCCCCCCCCCCCCCCCUCUCUCCCCUCCGCCUCCACAGCCACCACCACCACAGCUAUCGCCACCACCACCAUCACCAUUGUUGCCAACUCCACCACCGUUGUUGCCACCAUCACCACCAUUGCUGUCACCAUUGCAGUGA